UAGUUUGUUGACUGUUUAAGUUUCGUUUCAUUAUUUCUUUAUAAUAAUAAUACAUGAGUUUACAAAGUAUUUUGAGGAAGUUUUAAAAUGGUAGUUUUAUUAUGAAUAACUUCAAUACAGAUCUUGCUGUUGAACUUAUUAAAACGUUAGUGGAUAGAAAUCGGUGUGUCACUUGUGAUCUACUAAAUGAACCAAUUGUGAGAUAUCCUUGUGGGCACACUGCCUGCAAAACUUGCUCCGAAACUGCUGAAGAUUGUUUACUUUGCCUUUCACCACCCACUGUUUCGACUAAUUCUGUUGAUACACCUUCAAGUGAACGCGUCAAAAAUGCUUCACAUCUUUUAUGCACAUUUCAAGAAUUAUUUAAUUUAGAUGUUUACAGAAGACAUAGACUAUCUGAGCAAUUAAAGUUAGAAAAACAACUGUUUCCAAAAUGUAUUCAGGCACCUACAAAAUAUUGUAAUAAAAGGAAAAGCAUAAAAGAUUUAAAAGAUAAAGAAAAUUCAAGAGUUUCAUUUAUAGCUGGUGAAAAUAUUUCUCAUGUUUCAAAAAUGGACAAUUCUAUAAAUUACGUUCAGCAAUGGUUAAAAACGAAUGAAUCUAUAUCAAGGAAGUCUAAUAAUAAAUUACCUCGUAAACCAUUAGGUGACUUAAAUGUGAAUGAACAAAGUUUUACUAAACAUAGCUUAGUUUCCAAAGUCAAUAAUAAUCGAAACUCUUAUCAUAAGAGAAAACAUAUUAAAAUUAUUGAUAGUGAUAUCAAACAGAGGCUUUUACCUAAAAAGAGAAAAACUGAUUCAUACCGAGAACUUAGAUCUUCAAAAGACAACAUAAAAUUUAAUUUUAAUAAGAAGAGUAAGUGUGAAAAUGAUGAAAGUGGUAUUUUUGUGGAUGAGGAAAUAAUCAUUAUAGAUAGUAGUCUAACAGAAUGUAAAGAUAAGGAUGAAUUGGCUCUAAUAGCUGUUAGAAAGGCUGAAGAAUCUACCUCCAGUGAUUUUAUAAGUUUCGAUGAAUCAAAUGAUAAAGUUAUUUCUAAAAUAAUUGAUACAUCAAACCCUGAGAUAGAGACUAAUUCAUACAAAGUACCAUUUUAUAAGAAAAGUUUACUCCAUAAAAUUUGCAAUGAAUGCAAAGUAGACAAAAAUAACAUAGAAAACGUUGACAAUAAAAACAACCUCUCAGUUAUAAUUGAUAGUGACAAAUAUGUUACAACUAUUAAGGUUUCUCAGUGUCCUGUAACCAAUGUUGAAGUAGUAAAUAAACAAUCGGUUCAAAUACAAACUGAUGCACAUAUUACGGAAACUAAUGAAGUUGAUAUGGAUGAGAUUAAUACUAAUUUUGGAAACAAUACUGAAGCUCAAAGAAGCAGUCUAAAAGUUUUGUCAUUAUUACACGAAAAGGACAUAAAAAGCGCUGAUAUGUCUAAGGAGGGUGCUAAAAUCUCAAAACUAGAUAAAAAUGAAGAAAAUAAUUUGAAAAAUUCUAAAGAUGUGUCUAAUAUUAUACCUUUAGCAAGAGAUAAAUGUCUUGUAAUAGAGGAAUCAGAUACAGAUAGUGAUAUUAAUGAAAUAGAAAGUACAAUUGAAGUUACUGCUGAGGUCCACAGAGAGGAAACUUGCUUUGAUUUUGGUGUUUUGUCUGCACUUGAGCCCAAUGAGUAUGAAACAAGGAUGAAGAGGAAUACUUUGAGAGGACAUACUCCACUGAGCACUGACUCGUCUGACAAAGAAAAUUAUGAUCCAAACAGAAUGAAAAAACAGAAACUUUGUAAAAAAAAUUGCAGCAAAAAAUAAUCCCAGGGUAGGACUAUUCUACGUUAACAAUAUGUUUAAGUUAUUUUAUUUGUUGCAAAAUGUUUUUAUUUAUUUUUAUAUUUUAAUUCAAUUAAAAAUGAUCUUUUACUUUGUCUUUUGUAUGUUGGAUACCUUUGAAUUUUACAUUGAAAUAAAGAGGUUAGUGAGUAAAUUCAUAAAAAAUUUUAGCUAA
This is a messenger RNA of Melitaea cinxia (Glanville fritillary), 1986 nucleotides long. RefSeq lists its product as uncharacterized. The transcript has 4 exons. Lineage: Eukaryota; Metazoa; Arthropoda; Insecta; Lepidoptera; Nymphalidae. The record is from RefSeq and is a predicted model, not a curated record. The coding region runs from base 102 to 1793 and encodes 563 amino acids.